Gigantopelta aegis is the source of this 2260-nucleotide messenger RNA. Its product is annotated as U-scoloptoxin(11)-Ssd2a-like. The record is from RefSeq and is a predicted model, not a curated record. Bases 255 to 938 code for a protein of 227 amino acids. NCBI's taxonomy places the organism in Eukaryota, Metazoa, Mollusca, Gastropoda, Neomphalida, Peltospiridae. The transcript is spliced from 4 exons.
UUGUGGAGGUUUUAAGCGACGAUCAGAAGGCAAGAAUACAAUUCGUUCAGUUGGAAUCAUCGGUAUUAUGCAUCCAUUGUGGCUUUUAAAGACAAUAACAAUUAUUUUGAAGAAUAUAUUACAAUAGUGAAGCAGUUGGCGCCGUUUUUCUGGAAUAUAUUAUUCAGUUUGGCGUAGUGGACUGUGAUAACUCAAACGCUACAUUGCCGACUGCCUGUGGAAAGUAAUUUCCAGUCCCACAAUUUCGAGUCAAAAUGGAUAUGACAAUAGCUUGCUAUGUAUUUGUAGCCAUUUUGUUAAAUGGUGGAUGUUAUUCGGAGACGAAUAAAGUUCUUCCAGCGUGUAAGUCCACUCGUCACGUCUGCACCAGCAUUAUGAAGUACCCGGAUGGACUAGAGGCCAACGAAGGUCCUUACUGCACGUGCACCACUGGUGAAAAAUGUAGUGAAAAUUGGAUGGGGAACGACGGACGUGCUUUUACUUGGCAGCACUACGAACGAGCACACUGGGAGGUGCAAUACAUGUUCUGCACGUCACAAACGCCGGACAACCUCUGCAACCACAACGAAAUGGCCGCGGUUAUUGAGACAGAGACCUCGGCAUGGCGGCCAUAUUUAGCUGCCCCCAGGUGUCGCUGCAGUCAGAAUCGGUACAUGCUGCAAGGCUGGGAGAAGAAGGAUGGCGUGUGGAGAUACUAUUAUUUCUGCGACCAGGAUGAAUGUCACGGACCAAAUAGACCAUGUGCCAAAAUUGACCUCGAUUUUUCAAAUGCGGAAGACCAAGUGAAACAGGUGGAGUUACUCUGCGCAUGCCCAAAAUAUUACAUGUGUGCAGCACGAGUCACGGACCAAGACGUCGCCAACGCGACCGCAAACAACAUGGACAGCAUCACGCGCAUGUGCGAGCCCACGAAGAAACACCAUAGCAACGACAAAUAGACGAUGUUCAAUUUUCAACUUGGGUCUCACUACACAGAUGUCUUCUGCCAUUGAUAUCCAGCCACUGAAGUCCACAUAUUAAACUGCCAGACUUCAAAUCACGAUUUCUAACAGAAAGGGUUCUCUUUGGAAAUAACGACAUACACCAAUCCGAACAUGUGUUACGUCUUCUAUUAUAUAAUAUAAUAUAAUAUAAUAUAAUAUAAUAAUAACACCAUCAAAAUCAGGCAAAAUCCAACUAGUGUACGAAAAAUUAAAUUAUUUUAAUUAUUCCCUAGUUACUAGAAAAGAACCACACCACGUGUCAUUUCGGAACAAUCGUGCACCUUGAUUAACUCAGUCUCACCCGGAAGUGAACUGUGUAAUGAGACCUUAAUGUACUCAAAUUUGUAGAAGACGUUUUAUUAUUAUUAUGGGAUACACGAUUAAUCGAUUUUGGAAACGUUCGGGAAAUUCCGACAAUACCGAGUAGGAGUUACGAAACGUUUACGAAAUGUUACGAACGAAUGUUGUUGAUACACAACAAACAUAACAACGCACAUCGAAAAUGUUCUAACCGAAUUAGCUUUCGAAUUAUACUUUCUUAAGUCGUAUUUCUAUAUAACACUGUUUGUAAAUUUAUUUUAAAGCAGACAUUACAAGAGACCCACUAAGGUCCACAUGAUUCGAUGCAUGGAUUAUGACGUAAGGAACAGCAACUCUUAAGUUACUUGAUGAAACAGUUUCUUUUGUUAAAUAACUGUAUUAGCCUAUAUGUGACAGUGACAUACACCAAUACAGAUUCGCACGUGUGACCGACAGAAGAAUAAAUGAAGGGGGGGGAGGGGGCAGAAAGAAGAAUAAAAGAGAACAAAAGAAGCACGUGCGGCGAUCCAAGGGAGCGAACUGUGUUUUUGUGUUUAGCUUUAAAAGACACGAAGUGACCAAGCUACGAAUAUUACAUUCGAAAUAAUGUUGCUAGCUUGCCAGCCAAUCGGUCGGUCAGUCGGUCGGUAGUUAGGUCAAUCGGUCAGUCAGUCAGUCAGUCAAUCAUCCACCGGACUGACUAACCCACCUACCAAGCAAAUUAAUGACCAACCGAUCAGUCGACGUCUAUCUUACUUCACUCCAACCCCUUCCACCCACCCCCAUCCCUGCCCUCAAUAAACAAACUAACUAAAACAACAACAGAUCAACACGUCAGACACGUUCUCCGGUCUCAGUGGCGCAGUGGUUAAGCCAUCGGUCCACAGGCUGAUAGGUACAGGGUUCGUAGCCCGGUACCGGCUCCAACCCAGAGCGAGUUCUUACGGGCUCAAUGGGUCCACUACACCCUCUUCUCU